This is a messenger RNA of Sycon ciliatum, 2006 nucleotides long. RefSeq lists its product as uncharacterized. The transcript has 7 exons. The coding region runs from base 110 to 1390 and encodes 426 amino acids. The record is from RefSeq and is a predicted model, not a curated record. Gene Ontology annotation, biological process: carbohydrate metabolic process. Gene Ontology annotation, molecular function: polygalacturonase activity. NCBI's taxonomy places the organism in Eukaryota, Metazoa, Porifera, Calcarea, Leucosolenida, Sycettidae.
CAACCGAGAUUGCCUUCAUGCGCAAGUAGUUCGCUAUUUUUUACGGACAAGACAGCACGCUUGUUCCAGCCGGUACUUACGUUUCUGAGUUGCUUAGAGCCGUGUAGAAAUGAGGUACAGUUUGCAGCGCCAUGGAGACCCGGCCGUUUGCCUCCUUCUCCUGACGGCUCUGCUUGGCUUGGUUAGGUGCGGCCCAAAUCCUGGCAUGCGCCUCCUGUUCGAUGAUUCAAUCGUGGAAACACCACCUGAUCACAGGUACAACAUCAAGCUGUACGGAGCAGUGGGCGAUGGUGUUCACAAUGACACCGACGCUGUCCUGGCAGCUCUGAAGGCUGCAUCACAAGCUGUGAACUAUUCCAGUGUGUUGAUUCCGGCAGGCCGUUUCCUCAUUUGGCCACUGCUUAUCGAAGAUUGCAUGAAUACGUGGAUUGAAGUUGAGGGCACGGUCUUGGCGCCGAGGGAGCCGCACGACUGGCCGCAGAAUGAGUACUACAUCAAGUUUGCCAACCCUAACAACUGCAGCCUCGUGGGGCUGGAACACGGAGCAGGGAUCGAAGGCAACGGCAUGGGGUGGUGGGCUCUACCUGAUAUGGAGGACAGUGCACCAUCACUGAUUGUCUUCUCUGGUGAGUUUGACGGCUACCCACAGCCGGGGGUGUUCAACAUCUCCCUGUUCAAUGCGCCGUACGCACACAUCCUGGUCAAGGGCACGCGCAUGUACUCGGGGCCGGAAGUGUCCGGUGUGAAGAUCAUGGCAACGGACCAGGGCGAUUCGGCUGGUAUCGUGGUCAACAACGCCUCCAUGUUUAUCGAGAUGUGCGACAUCGAAGUCGGCGGCGUUAAUGUCAUGAUCGCUACGGGAUACGGGGAUAUGAAUCACGGCUUCAUGCGUGUCUCACAGUCGACGUUGCGUCGCGGCGGUGGCGUUGUCAUGGAAAUGACGGACGGCAUCAUGGGGAAUGUUUCCCUGGACUCGCUCAGCUUUUAUAGUACAUCCCAUGGAAUCCGAGCACUGGGUGCGCAGGACGGUAGUGGUGAGCUUAUCGGCGUCUUCUCCGAUGACCUGUACAUGAUGGAUGUGGGAGUCCCAUUCCUGGUCAGCAAUGACUACUGCCCGAAGAGCCACAAGGGCUGUACACGGCCAGCUAAAGGAGUCAGUAUCUACGCGAUAAAUUUCAUGACAACCAGUGCAACGCAAACGUCCGGUCAGGCGGGCCAGUUCGACUGCAGAGCGGACAACCCGUGCGUACUGACCCUGACGGACGUGGACAUACGACCAGCGCAGCCGGGCAUAGGCAACGCAUUCAGAUGCCACAAUGCCCAGGGAUCUUCAGGUGGAACCGUGUCACCUGUAUCCUGUCUGGAGAAGCCCCACCCGCCUGGGAACUGAACCAGUAGUGACAGUACAGCAAUAACUAUGUAACCCUAUUACAAGACUUAGUGUUGGACAACCGUCUUCUUGGAAAGCACAAUACCCGACUACAACAUGCUAGUAGUACAAUGCUGGCAACUGAAAUCCGACCCCCUGAGCGGUGCGCGCUCACAUCGCGAAGAGUGCCAAAGACCCACCACACGGGAUAGUAAAACUACGAAAAUAGAGACCGCUAGAAUGUGAACUCAUCGCUCAGGGGGUCGGAUUUCAGUUGCCAGCACUGUAGUAUCGUCUAUACAUGAUAAAUUGCUACUAUUAUUAUGUGAACUCUCAUUACACUGGUAUGCAGUAUUACCUUCCAGUUCCACAUAGUCAUUAGUCUAGCAUGGUGUCAUAUAUUUAUCUCAAUUCAGUGUUUUCCGAAGAAUAAAAAAAAAAAAAAAGUAUCGUCUAACUCUCUGGUCUAUGUUAUUACCUGUAGCUUUCUACAAUGUAGAAAGCUACAGUUUUUUUGUUGUCGAGGAUAGGCCUCGACCAAAUAUGCUUGCGCAUAUUUCCGCAUAUUUUGUGAGACAGUUGAUAUUAUGGCAUAUUGAGCAACAGAGGGAAUAUUGGAAUGAAGGCAGCAUAUAAU